Messenger RNA from Penicillium crustosum, 954 nucleotides. Its product is annotated as putative 3-hydroxyisobutyrate dehydrogenase. The transcript is spliced from 2 exons. NCBI's taxonomy places the organism in Eukaryota, Fungi, Ascomycota, Eurotiomycetes, Eurotiales, Aspergillaceae. Gene Ontology annotation, molecular function: NADP binding; 3-hydroxyisobutyrate dehydrogenase activity; NAD binding. Gene Ontology annotation, cellular component: mitochondrion. Bases 1 to 954 code for a protein of 317 amino acids. Gene Ontology annotation, biological process: L-valine catabolic process. The record is from RefSeq and is a predicted model, not a curated record.
AUGAGAUUCACCAAUGUAGGCUUUAUUGGCCUUGGGGCUAUGGGCAAGCACAUGGCGGAACAACUUGCGACAAAGCUACCUGACGCUGCAAAAGUCUUCGUGUUCGACGUGGCAAAGCCUGCUGUUGAAGAACUGGUAGCGAAAUACCCCGGUAAAAUCAUCGAAUGCACGUCACCUAAGCACGUAGCAGAAAAUUCGGAAGUUAUUCUUUCCAUGGUCCCAGAAGGUGCCCAUGUGAGAUCUGUCUACCUCGAUGAAACCAGCGGUGUGGCAGCUAUUGAUCUCGAGAAACGUAUUCUCAUUGAUUGUUCUACCAUCGACCUCGCCACAAGUCUCGCAGUCAAGCAAUAUAUUAUCGAGCGUCACCCAUCCGCAUCAUUCUACGACGCUCCUGUCAGUGGCGGCACACUUGGAGCAGCCAAGGGAACUAUUGCUUUCUUCCUUGGUUGUGUCGAGAGUGACCCGCUAUUCACCACUCUCACAGAACUUCUCAGUCUAAUGGGCUCGAAGAUCAUUGCCUGUGGGGGCCCUUCACUUGGGCUGUCUGCCAAGUUGUGCAAUAACUAUCUUUCCGGUCUGAUCGCAAUUGCUAGUGCUGAAUCUCUCAAUAUGGGUAUCAAGGCAGGACUGGACCCCCGGGUUUUGUCAAAUGUCUUUGCGGCAGGCACGGCUCAGAAUAAUGUCUGUGAUCGUUUUAAUCCUUGUCCCGGCGUUGUUCCAGAUGCUCCUUCGAGCAAUGGGUACCAAGGUGGUUUUAAGGUUCAGUUGAUGAAGAAGGAUAUCUCGCUUGCAGUGGAUUUAGCUGGUAGUGUGGGCGCUACACUCGCCUUGGGACAACGAGGGCUCGAGACAUAUCAGGCUGCGUCUAAUGAUCCUGAAUGUGUUGACCGUGAUUCGCGUGUGGUUUUCCGGUAUAUCGGGGGUGAUGAGAACUGGGCACAGAAAUUCCAGUGA